This is a messenger RNA of Lactuca virosa, 618 nucleotides long. NCBI's taxonomy places the organism in Eukaryota, Viridiplantae, Streptophyta, Magnoliopsida, Asterales, Asteraceae. The record is from the annotation of a GenBank genome assembly.
AUGGAAUCUACCACCUUUCUCAUUCUCCCCUUUAAAUACACAAAAAAACACCCUGUAAUUUCAAUUUCACACCAAUCUUGCUUUCGCCACCAUUAUAUCAUACAUCCAUUCAAUUUCCAGUUUUCCACCACCACCAUGACUUCUAUGUUACAGAGGGAGAGAUCUCUCCCCGUUUCUCACAACCCCUCUUCAAACGAUCCAUCUUCGGUGGUUGCCGGCAUGCGCCGGAGACUCUCAUCCAUGUCCUUACGGAUCCAGCCCUCUUCCAUCUCCGACACCACCUCCGCCGCAACCGCAUGGGCGAUGCGCCGCUCCAAAUCCGUUUCCUCAACGGGGGAAUCCGCGUCUACCUCAGUCAGGAACUGGUGGGAUUGGGGAUGGGGAUGGAUCCUGUCGAGGAAACCCGUAUUCGCACAGGAUCUGGAGUUUAAUCAAGAGGAAACCUCCGUUCUCAGAUCCCAUGAUAAAGGAAGCUGGAGACACGUCUUCUUCAAGGUUAGAUCCGAGAUCCGGAGAAUUGUCAGAUCUGAUAAUGUCGGCCUCCCUCAGACAGUUCGUUACAACUCCUACAGCUACGCUCGCAAUUUCGACGAUGGCAGCAAUAAAUUCCGAGGCUGA